ACUCUUGUCAACACAUCUGCAACUCAACCCACACUCUCCUUUAUACUCGCAUCCGCUCGCGCCUUCCCUCUCCUCCAGGCCGCUCCGUCUUUAUCCUCCCCCUCCCCCCUCCUCUUGACCAGCCAUGUCUGAGGGCCUCACGCGUCGCCGUGGCGCAGGGGCCUCGUCCGCCGCGCCGUCUUCGGCUGGCGACUCGGCGCCCCCAUCGCGCCCCAAGUCUCAACAGAUGAGCGGGUCAGCUGUCGAAGGAGGCCGCGGCAAGAUCGCGUACGAUCCACGCGACCUCAACGACGAGAGCGAAACUAAGGGCGCGCCCCGCCUCACCCUCAUGGAGGAAGUGCUCCUCCUCGGCCUCAAGGACAAGGCGGGCUAUCUCUCGUUCUGGAACGACAAUAUCUCAUAUGCGCUGCGCGGGUGCAUCCUCAUUGAACUCGCGCUGCGCCGGCGGAUAGCAAUGGUGCGCGACCCUUCCCGCCGCGGACUCGCGCUCGCGGACCGCCUCAUCGAGGUCAUCGAUGAGAGGCAGACGGGAGAGACUAUUCUUGACGAGGCGCUCAAGAUGAUCAAGAGCAGUGAAAAGUACGGCGCUGGCGCGUGGGUGGACUUGAUGAGUGGCGAAACGUGGAACGUCAUGAAGAUUGGGUACCAGCUCAAGCAGGUCCGCGAGCGUCUCGCCAAGGGGCUGGUUGACAAAGGUGUCUUGCGAACGGAGAAGCGCAACUUUUUGUUGUUUGACAUGGCGACGCACCCCAUCGCAGACAUGAACGCCAAGGAAGACGUUGUGCGCCGGUGUCUCGCGCUCCUCACCGCGCGCACCGCCGCGAUCCCACCUCAGGCCCUUCAGAAGGAGAAUGUCAAGUACCGCUACAUGCGCGCCGUGUCGCUGGUCUGCGCUGCCUACGCCUCGUCAGUGCUCGAGAACGCGCUGCAGCGUCUGUCAUAUGAUGCGCGCGAGGCGGCCUUCGUGCGUUGCGACGAGAUCCUCGCGGAAUUCUCGACGUGGCCCUUUGGGAUCGGCACAUCGUCCGAAGCCGGGCCCGUGCAGGUCGGCAGCGGCAGCACGCGCCGUCGCGAGGGCGGGAGCGGCAUCGGCCGCGAGAGCGUGCAGGAGCUGGUGCGCGAAGUCCGGAAAGAGAUUGCCGAGAACGCCGGCGGGGCAGGCUCGGGUGGCGCUGCCGAGGACCAGGAGGAGCUGUGCUUUGAGGUCGUCGCCACGGUCCUUGAAAUCUUUGGGCGGAUGGACAGUCUGCUGUAAGCGCGCCGUCGCACCGCCCAAGGAGACCAGCUAGAGUGUGUCUUUAGGGUUUUUAGAUGUCUAGUAUGAGCGAUUCACGUCGCGCAAGCAUUGUUGGCAGCAUGAAUCGUGUGUGAUAGAGUGCGCG
Messenger RNA from Cutaneotrichosporon oleaginosum, 1382 nucleotides. RefSeq lists its product as uncharacterized. Gene Ontology annotation, cellular component: Golgi cisterna; cytosol; trans-Golgi network. Gene Ontology annotation, biological process: Golgi vesicle budding; Golgi to plasma membrane protein transport; Golgi organization. The record is from RefSeq and is a predicted model, not a curated record. NCBI's taxonomy places the organism in Eukaryota, Fungi, Basidiomycota, Tremellomycetes, Trichosporonales, Trichosporonaceae. Gene Ontology annotation, molecular function: phosphatidylinositol-4-phosphate binding.